CAGUUCGCACUACCAGUACAAUAAGGCCACAAGUCAGAAAAAUUGAUUUUUGAGAUAUAUAUAUCCCUGAAUUCGUUUUUUUUUUCUGAUUUUUUUGGUAGUGGCGCUAUCUACCUCCUAUUUGAGUACAAUGUAUAGUUAUCGAAAGAAACUUAUUGUACUGAGGAUGUAUAUAAGGUGGCUUAGUGCAAUAUAGCCGUAAACUGAAGUAUUUAUAUUUCAUUCAAAAUGUAUAAAAAUAAUCGGUGCAAUAACGCCAUAUAUGCAUAAUAUGUGGCGUUAUUGUCUUAGAACUAAUAAAUAUUAUCGGAGCAAUAACGCCAUAUCAUGCUGAUAAGAUAUCUUAAUAAUCACACAUCCACACAGUCAAUAUUGUCUUAUUAAUAUUAUUAUAAAUUGUAAUAAUGUACAUAAUCAGUUAAAUUUAGUUGAAGUUGUUUAACUGUUUGAGUUAUUAUGCAUUUAUUUAUUAUUUAUAUUUUAAUACAGUAAGUUGUUAAUAAUAUAAACAAAAUAAACAUGACUGCACGAAGUAGAGUACAGAAGCUUGUGGAAAUGGCCAAAGCACAAUAUCCAAAAACCACCAAAGAAACUGUUGCAACUACAUUGAGUUACAGUAUUGAUGAAACACCUAGCAUUGAAGAAAUUGAUAAAUUGCUCUUGGAAUUUGAAGACAAUAUUAUUUCUCAUGGUGUACCUGCAGACAUUGAUGGUACUGUUUCAACAUUUCAAGAAACACUAAAAAACAUUAAUUUAUUUGAACUAAUUGAUGAUGAACCAACAUAUUUAUACAAUUAUGAACCUACACAAAUAAAUCAAGAUCUAAAUAUUGUGAAUAUUGAAACAGAAUCAAUAGGUUUAAUCACACUUAAGUCUGCUGAAUUAUACCAAGUAGAACCAACUGAAAAUGAAAAUUUGAAUGAAAAUCCUCAACUAGAACCAACUGAAAAUGAAAAUCUGAAUGAAAAUCCUCAACUAGAACCAACUGAAAAUGAAAAUCUGAAUGAAAAUCCUCAACUAGAACCAACUGAAAAUGAAAAUUGUAUUGUGGAAAAAAACUAUUGUAUUCAAUUGGACCAAACAGAAAAUGAAAAUCUGAAUGAAGAUCCUCAAGUCGUUCUUACAAAAAAACGUAUAAGAAAGCCAGAUAAUUGGAAAAGAAAUAUAAAAAAGUUAGCAAAAAAUAAAGGUGAAGAGUAUGUCAGUGAAUCAGGAUCAAUUGUUAAAUCAAAAGUAUUAAAAGCUCCAUGUGUAAAUUGUCGAUACAGCUGUAGCUCUAACAUUAGCUUAGAAAUAAGGGAAAAAAUUAGAACUAAGUUUUGGGAGAUGGGCGAUAAAAAUAGGCAGCGUGAGUUUAUUGUACGUCAUGCGGUACAAGUUUCACCUAAAAAUAUUAAAAAAAAGUUAAAUUCCAACAGGAAACUGAACAACAUGGCUUACUAUUUAGGAGCAGAAGAAAUUGGUAAAGUAAGAGUAUGCAAAAAGAUGUUCGAAGCUACUCUUGUUGUUAGUGACAAAAUGAUAAGAAACUGCUUUAAUAAGUUGAAUACUGCAGGAAUAUUGGAACCAUUAAAUCAGGGAAAACAUGACAACCAUAAACGAAUUUCAGAAGAAAUGAAAAAAGAUGUGUUGGAUCAUAUUGAUUCAUUUCCUCGUAUAAGUUCUCAUUAUUUAAGAGCUCAAACACAAAGGGAGUAUAUUGAUGGCAGCUUAACUAUUUCUGAAAUGUACAGAUUGUAUGUCAUUAGUCAAGAAGAAAACAAAAAAGAAUGUGUACUUAAACAUACAUACUCAGACUUGUUUAAUAAACAGAGAAAUAUUGGUUUCUUUCAACCAAAAAAGGACCAAUGUUCUACAUGUGAAGCAUGGAAAAACUGCAGUGAUAUGGAAAAAGAAAUAAACAAAACAAAUUAUGAUGCUCAUAUGGAGGCCAAAAUAAAAUGCAGAGAAGAAAAAGAAAAAGAUGUAGCAAAAGCUAGAGAAGGGAUGGUACAAGUUUGCUGUUAUGAUUUACAGGCAGUUCUACAAACACCAUGUGGAGAGGUGAAUAUGUUUUAUUAUAAACGUAAAUUAGGCGUUUAUAAUUUUACUGUUUAUGAAACGUCUUCUAGAAAUGGAUAUUGUUAUGUUUGGAGUGAAGAUAAGGCUAAAAGAGGUGCAAAUGAAAUUGCAUCCUGUUUAUGGAAAUAUUUAAAUGACAGUAUUAAUAGUUCAAUGAAUUUACCAAUUAUUUUUUAUUCUGAUAAUUGUGUUGGUCAGAAUAAAAAUAAAUUUAUCAUUAGUCUUUACAUGUAUGCAACUAUGAAACUUGAGAUCCCUUCAAUUACACAUAAGUUUUUAGUGUGUGGCCAUUCACAAAAUGAAGGGGAUGCCAUGCACGCAUGCAUAGAAAAACAGAAAAAAAGAGUACUUAAAAGUGGACCUAUUUAUAUUCCUGAUCAAUGGAUUCCUGUAAUUAGUUUGGCCAGAAAAGGAGUUCCAUACAUUGUAAACCAGAUGACAACAACAGAUAUGUUGGAUUUUAAAAAGUUGAGCACUCAAAUUGGAACUAAUUUUAAUAUCAACACUGAUAAAGAAAAAGUUUUAUGGGGAAACAUUAAAGUAAUUGAAGUACGUAAGGAUUCUCCAUUUAAAUUCUUUUAUAAAAAUAAUCUGUCUGAAGAAAAUUUUAAAACCAUUGAUGUAACACAAAAAUUAAGCAGAGGACGGAGAUCGAAACCAAAAAUUAAUGAAGACUUAAUAUUGAAUGAAGCCUAUUCCAGACCACCGGGUAUAACAGAUGUCAAAAAGAAAGAUUUGAUGCAACUGUGUGAUGCAAAUGUGAUACCCAACUGUCAUAAGCAAUUUUAUGAGAACAUCAAUGUCUGUCAGAGAACAGAUUCUGAUGAUGAAUAAAUUAAUAGUUAUUACAUUUUUUGUUAUUAUUUUAUAUUAAUUGUAAACAUUGUUAAAAUUAAGGUAACAAAGAAGACUGAAGAGUAGUUAUGUUAUUUUAUUUUGUUUUUAAAUAUUUUAUGUUCAUUUUAUUUUUAUUCAAUUAUUAGUCAUUAUUACAUUUUUUAGUUAUUAUUUUAAUAAAAUAAUUAAUAUUUUAUAUUAAUGGUAAACAUUGUUAAAAUUAAGGUAACAAAGAAGACUGAAGAGUAGUUAUGUUAUUUUAUUUUGUUUUUUAAUAUUUUAUGUUCAUUUUAUAAU
This is a messenger RNA of Acyrthosiphon pisum (pea aphid), 3195 nucleotides long. RefSeq lists its product as uncharacterized. NCBI's taxonomy places the organism in Eukaryota, Metazoa, Arthropoda, Insecta, Hemiptera, Aphididae. The transcript has 3 exons. The record is from RefSeq and is a predicted model, not a curated record. The coding region runs from base 520 to 2895 and encodes 791 amino acids.